GCCGCUAAAGUCCAGCAGUCCAGUUUCGGAUACAGAUACACCGAUUCCAAAAUCCAGAUUGAGAUUCAGAUUCGAUUUUGAGUUUCAGUUUUCAGUUCCAGUUCCAACAUCCAGUUUUCCAGUCGAAUAGCUAGAGGACCAGGAUCGGGAUUUAAUUUAAAAAAAAUAUAUUAAAAAAAAAGCACAAAGCUAGUCAAAAUGUCGCAGCCAUUAAAGUUCUACUUUGAUUUCCUCAACCAAUCCAGUCGAGCUCUGUAUAUCCUUCUGGAGGCAUCCAAAAUUCCCUUCGAAGCGAUACCCAUAUCCAUGCUCAAAGGCGAACACCUGACGGGAGAGUUCCGGGACAAGGUGAACCGGUUCCGUAAGUUGCCGGCCAUCACGGAUCACGGCUAUCAGUUGUCCGAGAACUCGGCCAUUUUCCGGCAUCUGUCCAGGGAGAAGCUGGUGCCGGAGCACUGGUAUCCCAGGCGUCAUCUGGGACGUAGUCGGAUCGACGAAUACCUGGCCUGGCAGCAGAGCAACAUGGGUGUGGCCACCACAGAGUACUUCCAGCAGAAGUGGCUCGUACCAUAUCUCCAGAAGACUCGCCCCUCCGAUAAUGCGGUGAAUGUGGCUGGAAAGCAACUGGAGCAUACCCUCAACGAAUUCGAGCAGCUUUUCCUCAACUCCCGCAAGUUCAUGCUGGGUGAUAAUAUAUCCUUUGCGGAUCUCAGUGCCAUUUGUGAAAUAGAUCAGCCCAAAUCCAUCGGCUAUAAUGCCUUCCAGAACCGCAACAAGCUGGCCCGCUGGUACGAAGCGGUGCGCGAGGAGCUGGGACCCCACUACAAGGAGGUACUCGGGGAGUUCGAGUCCAAGCUGAAGAGGAGCGGCAGUGGUCAGGGCGUGGCCCAGGCGGUGAAACAAUAGCCCCGGGCUACUACCACUCACCUCCAGGCCCGUCCACCAAUUUUUAGUUUAGUUCCCUAAGAUCGAUUGACUUAUAAACCCAUUUAUAUAUAUUUUUUUUUGUGAUCUUUUGCUCAUUUUGGAUAACUCUCCCAUAACACUCCCUAAUAUUCUAUAUAUUUUUUUUUUACUUUCUGUAAUUGAGCGAAGAAAUCUAUAUUAUUUUUACAAAUUAUUAUAUGUAUUCUUAUAUACUUAGUGACUUAGUUGUUAACGAUGUAUCCUAAUAUUACGUAUAUUAAAUACGCUUAUGAUUGUUAAACCAACA
Molecule: messenger RNA, 1213 nt
Organism: Drosophila bipectinata
Lineage: Eukaryota; Metazoa; Arthropoda; Insecta; Diptera; Drosophilidae
Gene: GstT4
Product: Glutathione S transferase T4
Cellular component (GO): cytoplasm
Source: RefSeq, a predicted model, not a curated record